Molecule: messenger RNA, 2660 nt
Organism: Galeopterus variegatus (Sunda flying lemur)
Lineage: Eukaryota; Metazoa; Chordata; Mammalia; Dermoptera; Cynocephalidae
Gene: CBX6
Product: chromobox homolog 6
Exons: 5
Coding region: 52-1296 (414 amino acids)
Source: RefSeq, a predicted model, not a curated record
ACCGGCCGCGGGAGCAGGGAGUAUUAUGGGCUGUGGGUGCCGCUGAGCAAGAUGGAGCUGUCUGCAGUGGGCGAGCGGGUCUUCGCGGCCGAAUCCAUCAUCAAACGGCGGAUCCGAAAGGGACGCAUCGAGUACCUGGUGAAAUGGAAGGGGUGGGCGAUCAAGUACAGCACUUGGGAGCCCGAGGAGAACAUCCUGGACUCGCGGCUCAUCGCAGCCUUCGAGCAGAAGGAGAGAGAGCGUGAGCUGUAUGGGCCCAAGAAGAGGGGACCCAAACCCAAAACUUUCCUCCUGAAGGCACGGGCCCAGGCCGAGGCCCUCCGCAUCAGUGAUGUGCAUUUCUCUGUCAAGCCGAGUGCCAGCGCCUCCUCACCCAAGCUGCAUUCCAGCGCUGCUGUGCACCGGCUCAAGAAGGACAUCCGCCGCUGCCACCGCAUGUCCCGCCGCCCUUUGCCCCGCCCAGACCCCCAGGGGGGCAGCCCUGGCCUGCGCCCACCCAUUUCACCCUUCUCCGAGACGGUGCGCAUCAUCAACCGCAAGGUGAAGCCUCGGGAGCCCAAGCGGAACCGCAUCAUCCUGAAUCUGAAGGUGAUUGACAAGGGCCCAGGUGCAGGGGGCGCCGGGCAGGGGGCCGGGGCACUUGCCCGCCCCAAAGUCCCCUCCAGGAACCGCGUCAUCGGCAAGAGCAAGAAGUUCAGCGAGAGCAUCCUACGCACCCAAAUCCGCCACAUGAAGUUUGGUACCUUCACGCUGUACAAGCCCCCACCCGCCCCUUUGUCACCCCCACCAGCUGGCAAAGCCGACAUCACUGCCUCCACGGGCCCGGGGCUACUCCUGGCCACCCCCACCACCCCCUAUGAUGCCCGCAGCUCCAGCUCUUCUGGCUGCCCCUCGCCAACACCACAGUCCUCCUCCGACCCUGAUGACGUGCCCCCCAAGCUCCUCCCCGAGACCGUGAGCCCAUCUGCUCCCGACUGGCACGAGCCAGAGGUGCUUGACCUGUCCAUUCCUCCUGAGUCAGCAGCCACCAGCAAGCGGGCACCCGCCAAUGUCACUACCACUGCUGGCCAGGCACUUCCCACGGCCCCGGAGCCCACUGGCAUCUCCUCUGAGCCAGAGGCUGGGGAUUGGCGCCCUGAGAUGUCACCGUGCUCCAAUGUGGUCGUCACCGAUGUCACCAGCAACCUCCUGACGGUCACUAUCAAGGAAUUCUGCAACCCUGAGGAUUUCGAGAAGGUGGCUGCUGGGGUAGCAGGCGCCGCAGGGGGGGGUGGCAGCAGUGGGGCAGGCAAGUGAGGAGGCUCUACUAAGGAGGAGGGUUUUGGGGGGGCCCUCCUGCUCAGAGUCACACUCUUGCUCCCACCCAUCUUUGCUGCCCUCAGACCCCUCUGCCUGUGCUUUGCUUGUUUCAAAUGGCUCAGUGUUGACCCAGGGAUGGGGCUGGGCAGUUGGAGCCCCUGAAGGCCAGUGGGCGGGGGCAGUUCUGGGCCGGGUUAGGGUUGGGGCCAGGCAGGGGCACUGAAAAGUGCCCCCUCUUGUCCCUUGCUACCCUCCGUACCCACGCACAGUGGAGCCCGCUGGGUGGUUUCUGGGGAGCCCCAGAACCUAGGAUUCACCUGCCCCUCCCAAUCCCAGCCCUGUCUCUUCCCAGCUUGCUUCCUGCUCUUGUGCACAGCAUCUGAUUUCUCGGUGCUAAUGGGCAGCUGCGGAGGCUCUUAAGAGACUCCCCCCACCCACGGUGGGCACAGUCCCUUUCUUCCUGCAGAUGCCUGGGCAGGAGGGGGCAGGGAUGGCCUCCUGCCUGUUUUGCAAAGCCCCAGACAGAAGUUGAGGAUGAGGCCAGGCCUGGCUCCUCCUUCCCCAUCAGAAAAGCAUCAGAAACUGGGCCAGAAGUGUGGGUCUUCUCUGCCCACUUUUGAACACGGCCAAAGCAGACCCCAUGACCCGCCUUCACCCCAUCUGUUUCCUAGCCCCCUUCUCGAAAGUGAGAAGAGUGGGCAGAGGACUCGCCCAGCCGCACCCUCCCAGCAUCUAAAGGCCCCUUCAGUCCCUGACCAAAGGUGCUACAAGAACCUGCUGGGCACUUCCAAUUGUGCGUGUGCAUUCACCCUCUUGGCGUGUUUGUGCGUGGACCCGUAUGUGCACUGGGUGCUGGGCCCCUGGCCUUCCAGGCGGCACCUUUUACAGUUCCUCAGAACAGGGUUGUUGAAGGCCUGAAGCUCCCUUCCCCUCAGUGGGACCUGGGGCCCUGGCUCAGGUCUGGGGAGUUUGCUGUGGAAGCCGCUAGGCCUCUCCUCCUGGCCCAGGUGUGCUGGAGGCCCCGUGCCCCCAUGCCCUCUGCCUUGGGGUGGUCAGCCCGGCCAGUCGGGCCUUCACUGCAGAUGUGGCACACUGGGGACUGAGGUGGAGAGGGGAGACCCCCCACUCCAAGCUUCCUCUUGCUCCUGGUGUUUGGGGAGGAAAGAUGGAGCCUGGCAGUCAUUCCCGAGGGUCUCCCAGCUUCUCCCACCCGCUCCAUGUCGCUUCUGCCAGCUGAGGCUUUCUCACAGCCCAGCCUGCUCGAAGCAGUGGGAGGCCUCCGGUGCCCUGGGCAGCUUCUGUUUCCCUCUGCUGCCAGGGAGCUGCGGCGGCGCACCAGUGGCAGAGACCAGAGCCCCCAG